CGGGCGGGACCGGGCUGGACAGGGACAGAGCGGGGAGACGGGCAGGGACAGGGGCUCGGCCGUGCCCCAGGGACGGGCCAGUGAUGGGGUGCCGGCCCCGCGAGCAGCUGGUGAGGCGGGAUGGUGCUGGUGCUGGCACUGUGGGCCUGCCUGGCACUGGGCACAGCCAGCGAGGAGAGCCCGGCACCCGAGCCCCUGGCAGGCGGGCAGCCCUUUGCCGUGGUGUGGAACGUCCCCACCGAGCGCUGCCAGCGCCGCUUUGGCAUAGGGCUGCCCCUCGGCGACUACGGCAUCGUGGAGAACCAGGGUGGCCACUUUGCUGGCCAGAACAUCACCAUCUUCUACAAGAACAAGUUUGGGCUGUACCCCUACCUGUCACAGCACGGUGUGCCCCAUAACGGGGGCCUCCCCCAGCGUGUCUCCCUCGAUGCCCACAUCAACAGGGUGGCUGAGGACAUCCGCCUCCUCCUGCGACCUGCUUUCCAUGGCCUGGCCGUGGUGGACUGGGAGGAGUGGAGGCCCUUGUGGGCCCAGAACUGGGGAGCCAAAAGGAUAUACCGGACAGCCUCGGAGCAGUGGGUGCGGGAGCAGCACGGCUUCCUGCCGGCACGGCAGCAGCUCCGGCUGGCCCAGCUGGAGUUUGAGCGGGCGGCACAGGCUCUGAUGGAGGAGACGCUUCUGGUGGGCCGAGCCCUGCGCCCCGGGGGGCUCUGGGGUUUCUACCGCUUUCCCGACUGCCUCAACAGCAACUGGGCCAAGGAGGCAAACUACACCGGGCGGUGCCAGCCGGCAGAGGUGCAGCGGAACAACCGUCUGGGCUGGCUCUGGGCCGCCUCUUCUGCCCUGUACCCCAGCAUCUACCUGCCGCUGGCGCUGCCGCCCACGCUGCGCCGCCGCUUCGUGCACCACCGGCUGCGCGAGGCGCUGCGCGUGGCCGCCCGCGGGGCCCACGGCCUCCUGCCCGUGAUCCCCUACUCCCGCCUCUCCUUCCGCCGCUCCUCGCGCUUCCUGCAGCUGGCUGACCUGGUGCACACCAUCGGGGAGAGCGCGGCGCUGGGAGCGGCUGGAGUCGUGCUCUGGGGAGACCUGUCCUACUCCCACUCGGCUGAAAGCUGUGCCAGCCUGCACCACUACCUCGUGUCCACCCUGGGUCCCUACGUGGCCAACGUGACGGCAGCAGCCCGAGAGUGCAGCUACGGGCAGUGCCACGGGCACGGGCGCUGUGUGCGCCGGCAGCCCCACGAGCUGGGCACCCUCCUGCACCUCGGCCCCGGUGCCAGCCCGUGGGCUGCUUUCCGCUGCCACUGCUACCGUGGCUGGGCAGGGGAGGGCUGUGCCCAGCGGGUAUGGCUCAGCCCUGCCACCUCCUGCCAGGUGCCCGCCCACUCUCACAGCCUCUAUGGGCACAAGGAUCUCACAUCCUCUGACACCUGCUUGCCACAGGGCACGUGGGGCUGGUGACAAAGGCCAGGGACCGCCGCGGUCCCCUACCCCAGCAGUGCUGCUGCUGGCACUUCCUAUGGUCUCAUUAACCUAAAUAAAUUCUCCUGGCACAGCUGG
This is a messenger RNA of Zonotrichia albicollis (white-throated sparrow), 1560 nucleotides long. RefSeq names its product hyaluronidase 3 (gene HYAL3). Gene Ontology annotation, cellular component: acrosomal vesicle. The record is from RefSeq and is a predicted model, not a curated record. Gene Ontology annotation, biological process: carbohydrate metabolic process; hyaluronan catabolic process. Lineage: Eukaryota; Metazoa; Chordata; Aves; Passeriformes; Passerellidae. Gene Ontology annotation, molecular function: hyalurononglucosaminidase activity.